AUGUCAUAUGUAUAUAUUGCUUCUGAACGGCUUAAGCACAGAGUGUUUGAGGUGUAUCUUGCUGAUCUACAGAACGAUGAGGAUCAGUCCUACAUAAAGAUGCGAUUGAGAGUGGAGGAUGUCCAAGGAAAGAAUGUUUUGACUAACUUUUGGACUUUGAUUGAGGCUCAUGUUGAUGUGAAGACAACAAACAACUUCACUCUGAGGAUGUUCUGUAUUGGCUUCACUCAGAUGCGUAAAAAUCAAGUCAAGAGGACCUCACAUAUGCUCAAUCAAGCCAAAUCCGUCAGGACAACUAUAUCUCUGACAUGUAUGAUUUACUGUGCUGAGAAUUUAGAAUCAACUAUUGUUCUUGUAAUAUCAGAUAACUUGUCUUUGAACCUUAUUUGCUUAAAUGGUCUCGCUGGAUUUGGAGUUGACGAUGAAUACACAAAUUAG
Messenger RNA from Papaver somniferum (opium poppy), 438 nucleotides. Its product is annotated as 40S ribosomal protein S3a-like. The coding region runs from base 1 to 438 and encodes 145 amino acids. NCBI's taxonomy places the organism in Eukaryota, Viridiplantae, Streptophyta, Magnoliopsida, Ranunculales, Papaveraceae. Gene Ontology annotation, molecular function: structural constituent of ribosome. Gene Ontology annotation, biological process: translation. Gene Ontology annotation, cellular component: ribosome; cytosol. The transcript has 6 exons. The record is from RefSeq and is a predicted model, not a curated record.